AUGUGGCGGCCACAGCAGCAGUUGCAGGCUCAACAUCUCUCCCAUGGCCAUGGACCUCCAGUGCCUCUAACACCACAUCCAUCAGGACUUCAGCCUCCAGGAAUCCCUCCCCUUGGAAGCAGUGCUGGCCUUCUUGCCCUUUCUAGUGCUUUGGGUGGGCAGUCUCACUUGGCAAUAAAAGAUGACAAGAAGCAUCACGAUGCAGAACACCACAGAGACAGAGAGCCAGGCACGAGUAAUUCUCUGUUGGUCCCGGACAGUCUGCGAAGCACAGAUAAACGCAGGAAUGGCCCUGAAUAUACCAAUGACAUCAAAAAGAGAAAGGUGGAUGAUAAGGAUUCCAGCCACUAUGACAGUGAUGGGGACAAGAGUGACGAUAACUUGGUUGUAGAUGUAUCCAAUGAGGAUCCUUCUUCCCCAAGGGCAAGUCCCACUCAUUCACCACGUGAAAAUGGUAUAGAUAAAACUCGUUUGCUGAAAAAAGACGCCUCUAGCAGUCCAGCAUCUACAGCCUCUUCAGGAAGUUCCACUUCCCUCAAAUCCAAAGAAAUUAGUCUGCAUGAAAAAGCCAGCACGCCUGUUCUGAAAUCCAGCACACCAACUCCUCGAAGUGAUGUGCCAACCCCAGGCACUAGCGCAACUCCAGGACUUCGUCCAGGCCUUGGCAAGCCUUCAACGAUGGACCCUCUGGUUAACCAAGCUGCUGCAGGUUUGCGGACGCCAUUGGCGGGACCAGGACCAUACCCUGCUCCAUUUGGAAUGGUACCUCAUGCUGGCAUGAAUGGAGAGUUAACCAGUCCAGGGGCAGCCUAUGCCAGUCUGCACAAUAUGUCACCCCAGAUGAGUGCUGCUGCUGCUGCAGCUGCUGUGGUUGCCUAUGGAAGGUCUCCUAUGGUUGGGUUUGAUCCUCCUCCGCACAUGAGAGUACCUGGAAUCCCUCCAAAUCUAGCAGGGAUUCCUGGGGGAAAACCAGCCUACUCCUUUCACGUUACUGCAGAUGGUCAGAUGCAGCCAGUUCCUUUCCCUCCUGAUGCCCUCAUCGGUCCGGGGAUCCCUCGCCAUGCCCGUCAGAUCAACACUCUGAACCAUGGAGAAGUUGUGUGUGCAGUUACCAUCAGUAACCCCACGAGACACGUGUACACGGGUGGGAAGGGGUGCGUCAAAGUCUGGGACAUCAGCCAGCCUGGCAACAAGAGCCCCGUCUCUCAGCUGGACUGCCUGAACAGAGAUAACUACAUCCGCUCUUGUAAAUUGCUGCCUGAUGGAUGCACCCUAAUAGUUGGCGGCGAAGCCAGCACAUUAUCCAUAUGGGACCUGGCAGCUCCAACUCCUCGUAUAAAAGCAGAGCUGACAUCCUCAGCCCCUGCCUGCUACGCUCUGGCUAUCAGCCCUGAUUCCAAGGUGUGCUUUUCCUGCUGCAGUGAUGGGAACAUUGCAGUGUGGGAUCUGCACAAUCAGACAUUGGUCAGGCAAUUCCAGGGCCACACAGAUGGAGCCAGCUGUAUUGACAUUUCUAAUGAUGGUACCAAGCUCUGGACAGGAGGUUUGGAUAACACUGUCAGAUCCUGGGACUUGAGAGAGGGGAGACAGCUACAACAGCACGACUUCACAUCACAGAUAUUUUCCCUUGGUUAUUGUCCUACUGGUGAAUGGCUAGCUGUGGGAAUGGAGAGCAGCAACGUAGAAGUGCUACAUGUAAAUAAACCAGACAAAUAUCAACUGCACCUUCACGAGAGCUGUGUAUUGUCACUCAAGUUUGCUUACUGUGGUAAAUGGUUUGUGAGUACUGGGAAAGAUAACCUUCUUAAUGCAUGGAGAACUCCUUACGGAGCUAGUAUCUUCCAGUCCAAAGAAUCUUCGUCAGUGCUUAGCUGUGACAUCUCUGUGGAUGAUAAGUACAUAGUCACUGGCUCUGGAGACAAAAAAGCUACAGUCUAUGAAGUUAUCUACUGAAAUAUAUGAUGGGGAUAUUUUUAGAAGUUGAACUGGGCCAAAAUUGUUCUUAAUUGUAGAAGUAGAAAGGUUUUGCCUUUUAAAAAGGAACAAAAGUAUUGAAGUUCCAGACCUUGCCAUGAAACUACUCCGAUUUUUCAAAAUAGAAGGCAACAUCCAGCAAGUAAAUAUUGGCUACGUGGACCAAAUGGAACACAGAGGCAAAAUGGACAGAUGUAGCCUAGGUUUUUGACAGUUUUUAAAAGCCAAGUCUACUGAAGAAUGUUGGCGCCUUUUAUUUUUUUCUUUCUUUGUGACCUCAUGCAAAUUGUUCUCAUUGCCUGAAUAUGGGGGAUAAAUACCUUUCUGUUCCUUGCAGUUCAAGUUGCAUUCUGUCCUGUGUAGAGCAGUGGUGUCUCAGAUGAACUUGUUUCCUGGUUUUGCAUCUUAUGAUAUGUUUUUGUAUUUUUGUUGAAGGUCAAACAUUUGUAUAAAUUGUAAAUAUAUUUAGUUUAUUACAGUAAAGGCUUUAGUACCAACAACCAGUCUUCCCCCCCUGCCCCCUCCCUGCCCGCCCUGCUUAUUUAAAAUUAAAAACCUUUUGGGGAUAUAAGUACCUUUUUAGAAGCAAAAGCAAACACUAUGUAUAGUUUGAAAAUGGUGACUUAUUCUUUAUAACUAUUCCUAGAUUCCUUUAUCGUACUUCAA
This is a messenger RNA of Tauraco erythrolophus (red-crested turaco), 2640 nucleotides long. The record is from RefSeq and is a predicted model, not a curated record. NCBI's taxonomy places the organism in Eukaryota, Metazoa, Chordata, Aves, Musophagiformes, Musophagidae.